AGAACCGGUACCCGUUUCCACAGAACUGAUGAUCCUUGAGGUUUGUCUGCAGUUGCAUUUGGUGGGACAGUUUUCUGUUCGCAUAUACUUUCUGAGCCUUAGCCUGAACGUGGUUAAUCAGUGGGAACCAGUCCAGGCGACAUCCAUUGGAUAUUAUCCGUAACGCAGAGAAGAUCCCCCAAAAAGUAUCAGAUUGGGUUUGAGGUAAAAUACUUAGACAACGCAAUGUUUGGAUCUAUACUAAGCCGCAGGGUUUUGGGAUACUACGAGUACUUCAUGCCCGGGAUCUACGACUAUCCAGUCACCCAUAGUGCCGCUGCUACAAUCAGUGCCUAUCAGCUUGAUCCAGAACUGGCCAGCGGCUCAUCUCUUUGGUCCAUUCCCGAUGCGAAUGUCAACUAUGUGGUAGGACCAUUGGGCGUGAUCAACUAUCUUUCGGAUGUGCAGACACACUUGGCUUUGCCCACCAUCCAAAAUUUGGAAACUGGUGUCAUCUUUACCACCAUCAGUUCCAUUUCGCAGGACUCUUAUUAUCAUCAGUCGCUAUAUGACUAUGGCCAAGUGGAGGACGAUCUGACGGAUGAUGAGGGGUACGGUUAUGAGAUACCCCAGCUUGAUCUUGGCCCAGAGCGUCCUACUUCCGAAUCCGAUGGAGUGGAGCAGGAGCCAGUGGAGGAGUCUGGUGAUUCCGAACACUUAUCAAAGAGUUACUCCAGCGAGGAUUCGGGAUCAGCGGAACCUGUACAAACCGAUGAAGAGGUGCCCAGGAAGCGCAGAAAAGUCUCUCGCAAGCGCAUCUAUAAGGCCGAGCAGGGUUACCUGGUCGAGGAGCCAACCAGCGAACUAUCCGAGGAUGAUACCGCGGAACUCCCAACCAAACCCAGAACCUAGAAUUUUAUUCAAGUUCAGAAAGUUGGCGUUUUCAUUUCAAAUUAUUUGCCAUUGCGUUCAAAUUCGAGCAGUUUCAAAGCGACUAUAAACCGAUAUUUAGAUGCGUUUUCAGAUGUACAUAUAGCAAACGAAAUGUGUAAAAGCUGUUCAAAUUUGAUUAGUCGUUGCAAUUUGGUAGUGAGCAAAAUAUAUAUAUUUUGUAAAAAGUAUAAGCAAAGUAGUAAAAAAUA
Drosophila suzukii is the source of this 1121-nucleotide messenger RNA. RefSeq lists its product as uncharacterized. The record is from RefSeq and is a predicted model, not a curated record. Lineage: Eukaryota; Metazoa; Arthropoda; Insecta; Diptera; Drosophilidae.